UAUUCUCAUCUGUGAUUUGUCAUAUUUACAUCUGUGGUUAACCUCAAAAUAAAAAGAAAAUUACAUUAUAUUUUUAUUGUAUAUUUUUGUCAUUCCUUGAUUGAAUAAAAUAAUAAUUAUAAUAUACAUAACAUGAAUUCUAGUCGUCUACUUAGAUCAACAUGUAUAACGCUAAUUCAAAGGGCAGGAUUCAAAUAUUUCCCAGCUCCGAAAAAUUUCGACCAUAUUGAAAUACCGGAGAAAACAAGGUUGAGGUUUAUUGAAAAAGUUCCACAAUUCACUCAAGGUAUAAGGGCCCCAAAAAUGCAGAAAAAACUCAGAUUCAUGCGAGGCCCUGAGGAAGUUCACAAUACUCUCAUUCAUAAACAAUAUGGAAUCAUGGCGUUAGGUGGUGGACGAAUGAAAUGGCAGCAUUUCGACAUGUUACGUCUUUCAACAGGUAGAAAAUUGGACAACAAUAGAAUGUUUGCUGUAUGGCGAGUUGAUCCACCUUGGCAGCCUGUGACAAAAAAAGGACAAGGACAAAGAAUGGGAGGAGGUAAAGGAGCUAUCGAUCAUUAUGUCAGUCCUAUUAAAGCUGGCAGGAUAAUUUUUGAGGUUGGAGGAAAAUGUGAAUAUGCAGAAGUGCAAAAAUUAUUGGAGGACCUAGCUAAGAAGAUGCCGUUCAAAGCUAUGGCAGUCUCCCAAGAAAUUCUGGAUAAAAUGGCUGCUGAUGAAAAGUGGGAACUGGAGAAUAACAAGAACAAAUUCACAAUGAAAUAUAUGAUUCAAAAUAAUAUGGGAGGUUGUCACAGGUGGCUAUCUCCUUUCGAUUUCAAAUUUUUAGGAAAGUAUCUUUAAGUCAAUAAAUCCGUUCAGUAAA
Harmonia axyridis is the source of this 862-nucleotide messenger RNA. It is a transcript of the gene mRpL16, whose product is annotated as 39S ribosomal protein L16, mitochondrial. Gene Ontology annotation, molecular function: rRNA binding; structural constituent of ribosome. Bases 133 to 840 code for a protein of 235 amino acids. Gene Ontology annotation, cellular component: mitochondrial large ribosomal subunit; ribosome. The transcript has 5 exons. Lineage: Eukaryota; Metazoa; Arthropoda; Insecta; Coleoptera; Coccinellidae. Gene Ontology annotation, biological process: mitochondrial translation. The record is from RefSeq and is a predicted model, not a curated record.